GAGCCGCAUAACUCGGGCCGGGCAUAGCUUGGGCCCUGCGGUCAUGCCCAAGCGGGGCUGUCCUUUCGCGGACGCGGCCCCGUUGCAGCUGAAGGUCCGCGUGGGUCAUAAGGAACUAAGUCGCGGCGUGUGCGGGGAACGCUACUCGCGGGAGAUCUUCGAGAAGACCAAGCAACUCCUUUUCCUCGGAGCCCAGGCCUACUUGGACCAUGUGUGGGAUGAAGGCUGUGCCAUCGUUCGCCUGCCAGAGUCCCCAAAGCCUGGCCCUGUGGGGGCCCCAAGGGCUACACGUGGGCAAAUGCUGAUCGGACCUGACGGCCGCCUGACCAGGAGCCUUGGGCAGGCCUCCGAAGCUGACCCGUCCGGGGCAGCAUCCAUCGCCUGCUCCUCAUGUGUUCGAACCGUGGAUGGAAAGGCUGUCUGCGGCCAGUGUGAGCGGGCCCUGUGCAGGCAGUGUGUGCGCAGCUGCUGGGGCUGUGGCGCCGUGGCCUGUGCCCUUUGUGGCCUCAUGGACUGCAGCGAUGUUUACGAGAAAGCCCUGUGUGCCAGCUGCGCCAUGUUUGAAGCCUGAGGCUUGCUCAGGUCUGCUGUCUUCCUGAGGGCCAUGCCAGUGGACAGCAGCCUUCCUUGGACAGCCAGCACUGGAGCUCACACUGAACUUGGGGGGAGCGGGAAGGGGUGCCUUUUACACAUUAUGUUUUGUACUCUUAACGGCGGAAGUGAGUAAAGCCUUUGUAUUUGCACA
Otolemur garnettii (small-eared galago) is the source of this 745-nucleotide messenger RNA. RefSeq names its product SIVA1 apoptosis inducing factor (gene SIVA1). The record is from RefSeq and is a predicted model, not a curated record. NCBI's taxonomy places the organism in Eukaryota, Metazoa, Chordata, Mammalia, Primates, Galagidae. Gene Ontology annotation, biological process: extrinsic apoptotic signaling pathway. The coding region runs from base 44 to 571 and encodes 175 amino acids. The transcript is spliced from 4 exons. Gene Ontology annotation, molecular function: CD27 receptor binding.